AUGACUUCCGUGGACAGCAAAGUCUACCGCCUGCGGGGGAUCCCUGAGCACCUGGAUCGACUUGGAGUGGCUCUUCUUCUCAGCAGAUUUAUUCCUGACGGCGAUCAGAGAGAUGUCAAUGUAGCCUCGCUGGCUCUCAGUUGCGAGAUAUGGGCUAGAACACGCACCAAGACGGCGACACUGUCGUUUAAGAAGCUUCCAGAUGUUGUCAGCAGGGACCCGGCGGCGGGUGAAUGGCUACUGCGGGAUCUUACGUGGGAAAAACCACUUCUGCUCGAUGAUAGCUUUUUCGGACUAUCACCUCUCAACGAUGUCCCGGAAUACGAGCAUCACUAUGACUGCAUCGUAAUGUCGGGACUUGCGAGCCACCCGAUUGGUUCAUGGCAGCCAUAUGGGAGAGACAAGUCGUUCAUGUGGAUUCGAGACGCUCUCCCACAUCUUGUUCCGAAGAUCAAGUUCAUUCUGUAUGGAUAUGACACGAAACUAGCAGGAAGCAAGUCGUUUCAAACAGUGCCAGAUAUUGCCUUGACCUUCAUUCAUACCCUUCAACAAGGCGGAUGGGCUACACCUGGCUCUAGAAAGCUCAUCUUCUUUGCCCAUAGCCUUGGAGGUAUUAUUUUGAAGGAAGCAUUUCGCAUGUUAGCCGAUAGCAGUGUAAGGGAUGAAUUGAUCCUUACCCGCACCCGGGGGGCGAUCUUCUUUGGAGUUCCAAGUCAAGGUCUAGACGUCUCUGAUCUGCAGAUCAUGUUGCAAGGGCAGCCAAACAAGGAUUCCCUUGUUAAAGAAAUCUCGAAGGAAUCGCGCUUCAUCGAGACACUAGAGGAACAGUUUUCAGGGAUCUCUCAUCUCCAGAAAAUGAAAUUGCUCUGGGCGUACGAAACGGAAACAACGCCUACUGUAAUGACCGUUGACGGAAAAUAUCAGAGAUCUGGGCCUGGAACUGUUUUCGUAUCCCCACUCUCUGCAACAAGCCAACGCUGCAACUUUGACUCGGGCUCAACGAUACAAAUAAAUGCCAAUCACUCUGAUAUGGUUAAAUUCUCUGCAGGAAGCGAGUUAAUCGACCGAAUUGCAUUUAAACUGCAAGCCAUGCUUAAAAUUCAUGUUGAAAAAGGCGACGAAGGAGGAAGUGGACCAACGGUCACAAAGACAACACUCUUUCAAAGUAAUAUCCUGCCAGCUGACGCCGUGGUGGAUCAUGUCGACCCUACUGUCGAUCCAGAGUUCUGGGACAUCUCCGUCGUACAGGCAAUUCACAGCCCUGAACGUGACAGCCGAUUGGAGCAAAUUGACGAAGCAGCUGGCCACUCUUUCACAUGGGCUUUUGAAAAAGCGUCUGUUGGCUUAACCAGCUGGCUACAAAAUGACGAGAAGCUGUUCUGGAUAUCCGGGAAGCCGGCGUCUGGCAAGUCUACGUUUAUGAAAUAUCUCCACAACAAUCCGCUCACCGCAGAGUACCUACGCAUAUGGCAUCGCAAUGUUAAUUUUGUCCGAGCAACAUUCUUCUUCCACCAUCGUGGUACUGCGAUCCAGAAGUCGCUUGAAGGUCUUCACCGCGGAAUCUUGAGCCAGGUUCUGAGGCAGGCCCCUCAGUCAUUCCUGGCUAUGCAACCGCAUCUUACGCAAGCAUAUCAAGCUGCCAUACAUGCAAAUAAUCUUGGGAGCCUUUCUCAUGAUCUGGAGACUAUGAUUAAAUACUGCAAUGUUAAUCUGGAUGCCGAAAUAUUGACGCAAUUUCACAAGGUUUUACGUUGUGAGAUGCCUCUAAAAGCCUUUCGUACAAUGGUCCUCCAACCCAUGGUAUCCAUGGGGGCGACCGACGAUGAAGAUCUUAUACACCAAAUUUAUCUCCGUCAAGAUGUCUUAAUGGAGGCGCAGUAUAAAGACAAAUUCAAUGUGUCCGGUGAUUUUUCUACUGUGGAGAGCAUUCUCUCCGAAAUCGAAACGCAAUGGGCAACAAAUGAAGAGAUCAUCUCACUAGUCAAAGGAUGGCUCGAAGCAAUCGAAAUAACCACGCAACUGUCAAUCUUUAAAGAUAUUUUGAUGGCUCGAAGAUUGAACGAAUCUUACAAAGCCCAGAAUACAAAAGUCCAGCCUGAAGACAUGAUAAAAGAGAUGCUUGUCAGCUGGAGUCUACAGCAGCUCAGUCAUGCAAUCACUCUUGUUACAGAUCAACAGUUGAUUGACUUGAAUCUUUGCCUUUUUAUCGAUGCUCUAGAUGAGCACGACGGCCCGCCAGAAUUUAUCGCUCAAUUCAUCAAGGAUAUUGCUUCUACUGAAAGAACUCGUACUCGACUGAAAAUCCUCUUCUCUAGCCGACCCUGGCAGCCGUUUAUCGACGCAUUUGGACACAGUCCUGGCAUUCAAAUCCAUGAAUUUACUGAAAAUGACAUUCGAGAGCUUUGUUUACAUACGAUACGCCCUGACAAACCAGGUUCAGCGGAGAUAAUACAGUUGGUCGAGGAGAUUGUCAAACAGGCUCGAGGUGUCUUCUUAUGGGCUAGACUGGUGCUGAAUGAUCUCGUGGAAAACGCUGCCAGAUUGACUGCAUCCGGACAAAAUACUGUGGAUCUUCAUGCAACGCUCAGAGACGUCCUCAAGUCGCUACCCACCGAUUUAGAGCAAUACUAUAGGACUAUUAUUGAAAGAAUACCUUAUUCAUACCGCUGGGAGGCAUUUUGCUUGCUCGAGGUUGUCAGCAAAUCGACAGAACGAAUAUAUCUCAGGGAGAUGUCGGAUGUCCUCGUAUGCGCCAAUGCCCAAAACAUUAAUGACAUUUACUCGCAGAGAUCUCGUAGACGGAAAGGCAACGCAAGUCGCUACACCAAGGAGCAUCUCAGAGCACACACGGGUGGCUUGAUUGAAACCAUUGAUGAGAAUCAUCAGCUUCAGUUGUUGCAUCAAACCCUUGCCGAGUUUGUUCAGCUCCCAGAAUUUAAAUGUAUCGUCCUUGGAGAGAGAUAUCGAAUUGUGAAGGAGAAUGGGUAUACAAUACUCUCGAAAUAUAAAGUUAUGCGACAUGCAUUCUAUUCUAAUAGCGGCAUCAAAGUACCGGUGAACGAGACAUUAGUACAUUAUGUACGGGAAGCAGAGUCAACAACAGGGAACAGCAUGUAUUUCUUGUUUAGAGGUAUCAUAUGGGAUGGAACUAGAGAAAACAUAUGGACUGGAACUGGAGAAAACAAUGUUCUCCCAAAGUAUUUGAUACUUGCGUCUUUCACAACGCUGGAGGUGGCUCUUGCGUGCAGCCUCAAGUUGCUUCUACAAGACACCCUGAAGCACGAUAAGGAGACGAGAACGAUGUUUAUCUUUCCCAUUGUUGCACAUAUGAUUGAGCAAGAAGUAGUCGAUAUAGGUGGCGCUAUAGAUUUGCUUCGAGAUAUGGUCGCCCAAGGACUGCAAGUCUACUCAAGUCAUUUCAGUUUGCUCAUAUUGAUGGACCGACUACACCAUACGACUUCCUGGACAAACACAUUCAUUGACUUUGUCCAGAGAGUAAUGACUGCCUUUUUUGAGCCAGGAGCCAAUAUCGAAAUCAAUAUGGACACCUCCAACAUUGCCCUCACUAGCAGCCAUUUUGAUGAAUUGAUGCUGUCUCAUGGACGCGGCGGUACUAUCCAGGCUCUCCAUAUACCUACCCAUUACCGAAUUACAAAACAUCUCUUGGACAGAGGCGCCGAUCCCAAUGGAAUGACUUCGAGAAAUAUGACGCCGCUCGACUGUUGGGUGCGGAGAACUCAAACCUAUGUCGCCUAUCAUCGCGAACGCGCAGUUGCGUCUGCCUUGAUUCGCCGCGGAGGGCGUCUCAACGUUUCCACCAGACAGGAGUGGGAGAUGUCAUUACAGGCCACCAUGCAUCCCAGUUUCAAAAUGUCUCCCGGUUAUUACGAAUUGUCAUUUCCAGGAUGGCUUGAG
Messenger RNA from Trichoderma virens Gv29-8, 3915 nucleotides. RefSeq lists its product as uncharacterized. The annotation marks the transcript as partial. The transcript has 5 exons. NCBI's taxonomy places the organism in Eukaryota, Fungi, Ascomycota, Sordariomycetes, Hypocreales, Hypocreaceae. The record is from RefSeq and is a predicted model, not a curated record.